Molecule: messenger RNA, 2765 nt
Organism: Asterias rubens (European starfish)
Lineage: Eukaryota; Metazoa; Echinodermata; Asteroidea; Forcipulatida; Asteriidae
Product: leucine-rich repeat-containing protein 51-like
Exons: 4
Coding region: 226-819 (197 amino acids)
Molecular function (GO): protein binding
Source: RefSeq, a predicted model, not a curated record
ACAACCAAGAUGGCGACUUAAACAUCUUCCGUGUCUUUAGACUUUUUGUGGCGCUUCAUCCUGCUGAAUGACUUUAAGAUUGUAUUUUUAUCCAUAGUUCAUCAUACGCAAUCUCGAAGAUUUGUUUUGUUAACCAAAUUCGUCAAUUCAAGUUACAACAAGGUCACGGUGGCGGUCAGGGAGGAGGGUAACCUACAUCAUACAUGUAAGCUGGAAGUAGAUGCAAUGACUGAGUUAAGCCCAAGAGGUGGCAUUGAUGCCAAGAAUGACAACUGCAACCAUCCAACUUUGGAUUAUUCAUUCAAGGGAAUGCUAUUAGUGGAAGAUGUACUGGAUGAAGAUCCGAGAGUGAAAAUCAACAAAAAUGACAAGAAUUCUGAAGGGAAGGUCAACACCCAAACAGUUAAGCUUAAUAACAAUCAGAUGUCGGAGAUGACAGGCCUUGACACCACCCUGAUCAAGAUCGUUGAAUUCCCAGAAGAUUUGACCUGGAUUGACCUCUCCUUUAACGACUUCUCUAAAAUUGAUCCAAUACUUCUGAAAUACACCAAGCUGAAAGUGUUGUAUCUCCAUGGCAACAACAUCACCAACAUCAGUGAGAUGGAGAAGCUUGCUGGCCUACCCAAUCUGAUCGCUCUGACCCUUCAUGGGAAUCCCAUUGAGGAUCAGAAGGGUUACAGACAAAGCAUCGUAGCUAAACUUCCACAACUGAAGAAGAUUGACUUCAGCUGUGUCACUAAAUCCGAUCGCCAGAAUGCCGUUACAUGGGAACGGACUUAUGGGAAACGAAAGCCACCGAAGAAAAAGGAAGAGUCAUAAACUGUUUCGAGUUUAGGGGUGAAUGGGUUCAAUUAGGAGGAAGUGUAUCAUUUAGGAUUUUUUUGCCGAGAUUUCUUUGAGAACAUUCACACAGUCACAGUCAGUUAUAUCAAAUUUUGACAUUGAUAUGGAAACAUAAAAACGAAUGGUUUUGGUUUAUUGUGAAUAAGUUUAUUUAAAAAUUGCAAUAGUCAACAAGUGGCAUCAUUUUGCUGUGCGAUUAGUUGAAUAGCAAAUAACACUUGUCGUCCUUACUCACAUUUCAACCUCAGCAUGCAUCAAAUUUCUUAAAGGCAAACUGAGUUUUUGUUUCAACUUUGGUUAUGAGUUUGUAAAAUGUUGGAUUCCUUUCAACAAUUAUUUCUCACUGAAUGUAGAAUUAACAUAAUCUCAGAUCUGGUACAAAUUCUUUUACUUUCAUUUUGUAGGGUAAAUACAUGUAAAACUAUGUUUAUGUAUGAGUUUGUAUAAAUUAUCAGUACAUGAAAGUCAACAUCCAGUUGACUUGAUAUUAAUAUGUUCAAAACUAUCAGUAAAUUCCGUCCAUUUUUGUUAUUAGUCAUUAGAUCAAUUUUUGUACACAGAUUUUUAAACGGGGAAAUGUAUAUUUUCAUUUUGAUUAUAAUUAUUAAACAUGUAUGUAAAUGUAUGAUCUGAUGAACUUAUUUUAUGGGGUGGAAAAUUAAAUGUACACAAACAAAUUGUAUUUUUGUAAUUUGAGAUUGAUAGUGCUAGUGGUAAUAUAAACAGAACUGUAUCGCUGUAAUUUGCCAUGUUAAUGUCUGAACACUUUACUUUCUUUACUAAUUUUGCAAAAUGAAACCAACAGGAAUGAUCACUAUUGCAUUCCAAUUCAGAAUCCAUUCCAUAUUAAAAAAAAAAAAAACAUAAUUAAACCUGGUUUCCAACCUUAAAAAUGCCACUAUUAAUUUUGAUCGUGGGAGUACAACAACUUUUGUUGACAGUUAAGAACGAGUUGUAUUGCUUAUUUUUCACGUCAGCCAGGCAAGAGAAUAAGAUCACACUCUAACAAAAUCUUAUCAGACAUCAAGAUCAAAACAGAAAUAUGUUCUGAUAGAUUGGUGUCAUUAAUAGACUUGUGAACAAAUCGUUAAGGUUGUGAAAGCGUAAUACGUUGAGUAGCUACAUGUAGCUCUCAUAGUGGUUGAAAACUGCUCGCGCAUGCGGCUCUUGUAUACCCGACUGCCCUCUGUUACAAGAGAUCAGAGUCGCAACAGCAGUAGUCUUGUGGGGGCCAGCAGUCUCGGGAGAACACUGAUGGUAUUGCGAGAAUUGCAGAGUCAGAAUGAUACAACUGUGACAAACAUUUAACUAAACAAGUACCAGUGUUGCUUCCACAAGUGAAAUAAGUUUAACUUAACAAUUUUGCCAUAAUAAAUGUGUAGCAGUACUUCAAUUAAACGUGUCUAAUUUGAUGUUAUUUUGUGUAUUGGUAAAACCUUCUGUUAUACCAGCCUUCUUCCGUCAUCAAUAGACUUUUACAUUCAACUUAACGUAGUAAGCAAGUGCAGUAUGAAGGAUAAAAACUGCAACGAUUAGUUUUUCAAUUAAGAAACUGAUAUUGUUUUAUUACAUAAAGUAGUGAUACAUAAAGCUUUACAAAUGAUAAAUGCAAUCCAGCCAAAACGGCAUUACAUUUACAAAAUCAAGUCUGGGUCCAAUGGCAUGCCCAUGCUUAUCCUGGAAUUCUGCACGUAGGUCCUAUAGAAAUCACACACUUUACAGGGCAUAGUAAAAACACAGAAUUCUGCAAAGCAGUGCCAUGAAAUUGGGCCCUACAUGUACAGCCAAUUUCACAAAGUUGUACGACAUGGCGCAAUAACUCACUACUUUGGUGAAAUCGGCUGCUGAUCAAAAUGGUCCUUUCAAAAAGACUUUUUCUUGGAUUGUACAAAGAUUGGAAGAAAGAAAACCCAAACCAAACA